Molecule: messenger RNA, 534 nt
Organism: Thecamonas trahens ATCC 50062
Lineage: Eukaryota; Apusomonadida; Apusomonadidae
Exons: 1
Coding region: 1-534 (177 amino acids)
Source: RefSeq, a predicted model, not a curated record
AUGCCGGGUGCCGGGACGCGCGUGGCGGGCUCGUCCUCGCGGCGGCAGCCUGAAUCACGUCGUCGUUUACUACGCAUUGGCCUUGGACUUUGCCCGCGACUUGGACUUGGACUUGGACUUGGACUUUUUGCGCGACUUGGACCGCCUCGCCGCCUCGACAAGGAGGGUGGCGAGGAGGUUGGAGACGGCGUGGGUGGCGUUGGUGCGGAAAACGAUCUCGCCCGGCUGCCACUUGUCAAAGUCGAGCUUGAUCUCCGAGUGGUCGCGCUUGAACUGCUUGAGCUGCGAGAACGAGUGCUCCCAGAGGAUAGUGUCCUCGGUCUCGAUCUCGAGCUCAAGGUCCAUGUGGAAGAGCGGCGAGGCCGCCGGGCGCGAGGCCGAGGCGUCGGCGUCGGCCUUGCGACGCAUGGCGAGUCGUGUCGGCGAGAGGACAACGAGCUCGACAGGCGAGUCGGCCUUGCCGGACUGGACAAGGAAUCCCGGAAAGGCAAUCUCACCGUCGUUCUCCAGCGUCGUCGUCAGGGCCUUGCGUGA